AUAGAAAUUGACAGGUCUACUGAAAUCAUAGUUCCACCCGUUGGUGCGUGUCCUUCCUGCAAUGUCAAACAUCUCCUCAAGCAGCGCGUGGGCUGCGGAGGCCGAGCUCGCGGCCCAUGAUGGCGACAUAAGUCGGGAGGCGGGCAUACGACCUAUAGAUUCCAUCAAUACCAUAUCUGGCCCUACAAUCACACAUUAUCCACCUCAGUCGCUACGUUGCCGCCGCAAGUCGUUCGCCGAGUCUUUAUAUCGUGCACUCCUUCGCCUGGACCCCGCCCGAAAGCCACGAAUCCAAGCUGUCUUCCGCUACUUCAAGAACCACAAAGAUCUUUCCCAAGAUCAAGUCCAUCAUUCACUCAUCGCUGCACUGGGUAUUCAUAUCGUGCGCAAAGCUUGGACCGAGGCCCGGGCUGAUAUUCACGAGCUUCUCGUUGUUGAACCUGGGGACAACAAUCAUACCUUAGAGAAUAAGAGCUCCCUCGUCGCCGCAGCGCCCCCGUCCGAGGACCCUCCGGUUGAAAUGGGAACUGUCCCUGCUCCACCGACCUCCCCUCAGAGACAGGAAGAGAAGAAAUACACCUAUCAUCCUGGAGAGGAGAGGAAGGAAGCAAGAGACAGAAAGGAAAAAGUGCUCAAGUUUCGCUUUCGUCACGGCCUGGGUAACGAGGACGGCCAGCUUGCGCAUCCACCAUUCAACGCCUGUAUCACAUCCAUGGAGGAUGAUGUCCAGCUAAACGUUGAGGAUGAUCUGGCCGACAAGGCGCCACAUGCCUUCGUUUGUCCCAUUUCACUAGAGCUGAUGACACGCGCGGUGGUUGCCGGCGACGGCUUUGCCUAUCAACAGGAGGCCUUGGAUGAAUGGAUUCUGCAGAAACGUCGAGAGCAUUCCCCACUUCAUUCACCCAUGACUAAUGCACCGAUGGCACCUUUUUAUAUUCCAUCAUUUACACUCCGGAGUCUCAUUGGGGACUACGUAGAAAAAGUGCGGACGAAAAGGCCGCGAGUAGAUUAAGACGCGAGGGAGCUUAAGCUCAAAUUGAUGGGAGGUUGGACGUCGGAUAUGGCACAAGGAAUGAAAACAUGGAAUAUGAAGAGAGGAGAUUGCCACCAAAACAGUGAGAAAGGUCUGCUUCCUAUUUUGCACAGACCAUGAGUGAAUUGGACAACCUACGACAGCAACGAAUAGUCAUCUUAUAGACAUACAUCAUAACGAUCUUUCCUAAUGGCUCUUGCUUUACAGCAAUGAUUGUGGUGUACAUGGUUUGAAGACAGCGAAAAGGCUCACAAAGGGUGUCGACUUUCUGCAAGCGUCGGGAGAUCUGUCUUGACAAGGCAAGUCCAUAUAUGCAAGAUAUUUUAUAGAUGAAUGUAUAGCCCCUUUCAAAGGGCAGGACGCUUUUAAAAGAUUUCCUUUCAAAGAGCGGAGAGAUUUUAGAAAGAAUGAAAAGAUGACGUGAUAGAUUGACAAGGCGAUAUACCAAUGAGAUGCACAGUCUUUAAGACUUGAAACACGAGAAGAUAUCGCGAAUAAAUGGCGGCAUCACAAAGCGAAAAAAAUUCUUUUGUACACUUUUCAUCA
This is a messenger RNA of Nannochloropsis gaditana CCMP526, 1579 nucleotides long. RefSeq names its product wd sam and u-box domain-containing protein 1. Gene Ontology annotation, molecular function: ubiquitin-protein transferase activity. The record is from RefSeq and is a predicted model, not a curated record. The coding region runs from base 62 to 1012 and encodes 316 amino acids. Gene Ontology annotation, biological process: protein ubiquitination. The transcript has 2 exons.